AUGAUAAGAAUGUUUCUUUUCUUGUUCCUGUUAAACGCUGUUUGUGCUGUGAACGAAAUUCAUCGGAACUGCAGAGACAGAGAUCGCCUAAUCGAAAACCAAAAAGGCGAUCUCUACACUUUAGUUGAUGCUACGCAUGGCCAAAAAUUAACUUUGCAAUGUCAUUACUGCGAUGAAAAUGACGAUGGAAGACCCAAAGUCUGGUACAAAGUUGACGAUAUCGGGAACCCAGAACCCCACGAAGUUAUUUUAGACAUGAAUAAUAACUCCACAGAAAACAGAGUCGAAGUAAAUAUCGAACACAGUUUGACUGUUAACAACUUUAGUAAAAAUGACACGGGGCUGUAUUACUGUCAAUACUACGAAGGAGAGGAAAGUGAAAAAUAUAACUACUUGGUUGAUCUUGUCUACAAUGAAGAUAAUGUUACCAACAUGGAAACGGGGAAUUUUUCAGGGUGGAGAAAGUAUUAUGAAGUUUAUUUUGUACCAGUUAAUUCUUUAUUUUCUCAUUCUGAAGGGACAGAAUUUAAAAAUGUUCGUGAGGAAAUGAAAAUUGAAAUGGAAAUUGUGACCCAGUGGGGUCCUUGGGGCAUUUGUGAGGUUUGCGGAAGACCCAAGAACGAGGGCGUUAGGAAAAAAACAGGGUUUUGCCGAAUAAAAAUGACACAUAAGUCAUCGUCUUCGAGUCAGAAUUCAGACGAAAGAUUCCUGAAAAAUGCAAACGAAAUCGCUUGCCGCUCCCAAAUUUUAGGCCGACUGUUCCCAGGAAUUAGUAAUUUAACCCGAAUCAUCCCAAACUUCAUCCAGAUCCAAUCUUGCGACGGAACGUGUAAUCCUGAUGCUGAAGGCCUCAACAAAGGCUGGAAAACCGGGAAAACGGCCGCAUUUAAGUAUCGCAAAACGUUUGUCUUGGCGGAAAAGUCACACUUAACUUUGGUUUGUCCAGAAUCCACUCUCGAGAAUAAAGUUAUUUGGAAGAAAAACGGAAAAGUCCUAGAAGCAGGAGAGAGCGUAGUUCCGCCUAAUGGCGAAGAUGAACCCAGAAUUAUAGUAGACACUUUUAACACUUUGUAUUUAGUGGGUGUCGAAGAAUCCGAAGAAGGAAAUUACACGUGUCAAGUCGACGACAUCCGCAUGCAACAAAUCAUUGUUUACGUCAUCUCCAAGUCCAGACUUCUAACACAAGCAUUCGUCCGUCACAUGAUGUACUUAGGUUUAGUCUUGUCGUUAACCUUACCAUGCUAUUGUGCCGGACUUGUUAUUGCCUGCAGCAGAAAACGCUACUUCAAAGACUACCAAAAACUUAAAGAAGAAGACGCAGAGAGCCGCGGUCACCGAUGGAUGAAAUUUGUAUAA
Zophobas morio is the source of this 1356-nucleotide messenger RNA. RefSeq lists its product as uncharacterized. The transcript has 7 exons. The record is from RefSeq and is a predicted model, not a curated record. The coding region runs from base 1 to 1356 and encodes 451 amino acids. NCBI's taxonomy places the organism in Eukaryota, Metazoa, Arthropoda, Insecta, Coleoptera, Tenebrionidae.